Messenger RNA from Pyricularia pennisetigena, 1086 nucleotides. RefSeq lists its product as uncharacterized. The transcript has a single exon. Lineage: Eukaryota; Fungi; Ascomycota; Sordariomycetes; Magnaporthales; Pyriculariaceae. The coding region runs from base 1 to 1086 and encodes 361 amino acids. The record is from RefSeq and is a predicted model, not a curated record.
AUGACAUCCAUCGAGUCCAAGAUCCAGGCUGCGGCGGCUGAGAAUGCCGCCCUCCUACAAACCCUCAGGGAAACCGACCACGCCGCGCCCGAUCUGGACAACCAGAACAAGUUCAUCGCCGACCUGGACAGGCAGAUACUCGAGUCGUCGCGGGUGAUUUCCGAGCUGGACAAAAAGCGCAACAAGGAGCUCAAGGACCACGAAAAGUACCGCGAUUCGGUCAUGCGCCGAUUCGCGUACAAAGCGACUGGUAAGCGGGAAAAGUUCGCGCAGAGGGCCGACAAGGAGGAGAAGGAGUACUUUGAGGUACUGCAGCAGUGCCACCGCGAGGUCGAGUCCAGGAAGGGCCUUGAGCAGAUGUUGAGAGACGCCCACGACGUCAAGGCUCAGCUCGAGGCGGCUGCGCGCCGGCACCGCCAGGCGCAGGUGGACCUGGACGGGUUGUACAGUUCCAUCUUUGAGGGUCCGACCCCGGCGUUUCCUGAGGAGGAUCGGAUCGAAGAGGUGGCGAGGGAGGCACGGGACAAUUACCACCAGGCGCGCGUUCGAUGCGAGGGCGAGCUGCGUGCCCUGCAGCUUUUGGAACAGGCGUGGAAGAGCAUGGCACUGAGCGUCAGGAUGAUGCAGGAAGCCGUGUCGGCUUCGCACUGGGACAUGUUUGGCGGCGGCAGCGUGGCGGAUGCGAUGGAGCGGUCGGCCUUGCACAAGGCGGAUAUAGCAGUGCGGGAGGCGAGAAUGCUGGCCAUGCAGGCGCAGAAGCAAAGCCCUUUUGUGAACUUGGACGCCAUUCCGAACGUGCAGAUGGCGCAAGGGAACAUUAUGAGCGAUGUCUUUUUUGACAAUAUUUUCACCGACAUGGCCUUUCACGACAAGAUCCGGGAGAGCCAGCAACAGGUUCAUCGUUGUCUCGACGCGCACACGAAGCUGAUGAAGGAGUCAAAGGUGAGACACGAGCAACUAAAGGUCGAAGUGAAGGAAAGAGAAGUCAUGUUGGACUCGGCAAGGUCAGCAUUACAGGAGGCCAGGGCAGAAGUAUUCAGACGAGUUGGCGGUGGCCUGGACGACAGACAGAUGAACAAGGCCUGA